Suricata suricatta (meerkat) is the source of this 1114-nucleotide messenger RNA. RefSeq names its product doublecortin domain containing 2B (gene DCDC2B). The transcript is spliced from 9 exons. Lineage: Eukaryota; Metazoa; Chordata; Mammalia; Carnivora; Herpestidae. Gene Ontology annotation, biological process: intracellular signal transduction. Bases 14 to 1024 code for a protein of 336 amino acids. Gene Ontology annotation, cellular component: microtubule organizing center; microtubule. The record is from RefSeq and is a predicted model, not a curated record.
CCGAGGACACACUAUGGCCGGUGGUGGCAAUCCAGCAGCCAAGAGGAUAGUGGUGUACCGGAAUGGAGACCCCUUCUCCCCAGGCCACCAGCUGGUGGUGAGUCAACGCCGCUUUCCCACCCUGGAGGCCUUCCUCUGCGAGGUGACAUCAGCUGUGCAGGCCCCAGUGGCUGUGCGGGCCCUCUAUACGCCUUGUCACGGACACCCCGUCACGGACCUGGCGGACCUGCAGAAUGGAGGGCAGUAUGUGGCUGCUGGCUUGGAAAGAUUCCGGAAGCCACACUGUUUACCCCCCGGAAUGAAGGCUCCAGGUGGAAAGAGCAGCAGCCAAUCAGGUCCUCCUGUGACUCACCACCUGUGUGAUGGGACCCGUGGACCACGACCACCUGCAGGUUCCCUCUGCUAUAUCCAUGUGUUCAGGAAUGGGGACCUGCUAAGUCCCCCAGUUAGCCUGAAGCUGUCCCAGGCUGCCAGCGAGGACUGGAAAACAGUGUUGAAGCUCCUGACUGAGAAGGCCAAACUACAGACCGGACCUGUGUGCAAACUCUGCACCCUGGAAGGGCUCCCGCUGUCAGCAAGAGAGGCUCUGGUGAAUGGCCAUUACUAUGUGGCUGUGGGAGAGGAGGAGUUCAAGGCCCUUCCCUAUCUGGAGCUGCUGGUGCCUAGCCCCUCACUGCCCAGGGGCUGCUGGCACCCUCCCGACCCAAAGUCUAGGCCUCACAGGCAGUGGGCCCAUGGCCAAGAGGCACAGACAACCCAGGCCUCUCCAAAGGCGCUGAGCCAAAGUGAGCCAUCUGCUUUUUAUGCCAGACGCCAGCAGACCAUUCAGCCAAGAAGCCGGCUCCCCACACUCUCAUUUCCAUCAGGAGUCCGGGGAGUGUAUGGAGCUCCCGGCCCUCGGAAGGAAACAGCAGGGGCCCAGGAAGUGCCAGACGAUGAAGCCCCCUGCUCCGAGGAACCCCUGGAUCAGCAGCCUGUUCCAGGGGACCCAGCGCCCCACCUGGCCUCAAAGGAUACCCUGUAGCCCCCUCAGUCCUGCCCCACUCUUCUGCUCCUAAACCCACAUCCCAGUCAUACUUGCCUUCUGAGCAGAGCAGCCCUGGCCAGAGAGAAG